UUUCUCCCGUUUCCCGCAUCCAUUGUUGUGAACUAUUCGUUUUACCGAUUUCCCAGGAAGCGUCAUAUAGUACGGAGAUGAACAAAGAUGGUUUUAUCUACAUUAUUCUUCAUUAGUCAGUGGCGGCUUGUAGCUAAAAUUAGUGGAGGUGCUGCUCCAGAAAAUGUUUAGCAGUUAUCGAUAAUAUUAAGUGGAAAUAGGGGGUGCUGCAGUUCCACAGUGCCCAUAAGCGAACCUCCGCUGCGUUCAGUGAAACUUAAUGAACCUGUGUGCCAUUUCAAUUUCUAAUGAUUCAUGCAUUAUAACCUGAUUCAUCCAUUUAUCCUGGUUUGCUGCGUACUGCGAAGAUAUCCGGGUUCGUCAGCUCUUAAUCGGGCCCCUGAACAAUUGCGUUUUUCGAAAUUACGGCCCACUGUUUACGGCCUUUGAACGUUGCCUCUAACGAUUCCUAGGCACAGCGGGCAUGGGAAAUAUCAGGCGAUAUACUGGAACCAGCAUAGAAAUUAUGGAGGGGGUUGAAAUGCAAUGCACUUUCGUUAAGACAAAGAAUGCACGGGGUGACUCUCUUUACCAACGUGUUCUCGGUGGGUGGAGAUUGCGACGAAUCCCUCGGAACGUAACCAAUUUUGAAAAACGGUUACGCAUGCACAUAAUCACAAUUGUAUUAUGCGUGUGCUGUCGCGUGUGCCAGCGUCCUGCUCAUAAUCAGCCUGGCAGUCAUCUGAUUUCUGUUAUUCCUGUGCUGUGACGUGCGUAUCGUUCGCUUGGUGGCGCUUUCGUGGGGACGCGUGUGGACUCUCCUUUACUAUAAGUUUGGUGGAGUUGCUGAUGGCUGCCGAGUCGUGCUUCGUGAUUCUUCGUGAUAUGUUUACAGUUUUUGGCAUUUGACGAUUCGGUCGAAGUUCAUUCUUCUUUGUAUAUUUGUACUAUCUAACUGCAAACUAUGCGCAAAACAGAGGGAGUUCGUAGAGUCCGAGUUUUCGUGUGAUGUGCCGAAAAAGCGUGGUGCAAUCGACGUGAUAACUUUUAUGUGCAUUGGCUGAAAAGCACAGGGAACACGGUCGCCGCCAAGAUGUCGAUGUCGAUGGCGUUGGCGUUGUCCCUUUCCGUCUCCGUCUACCUGUGGGCAUUGUGCGCCACGCCGAUUAGCGCUCUGCACUCGAAAAAUCCUCUUGCACCCCACGGACGAUGCGAGCCCAUUACGAUCAAUUUGUGCAUGAAUAUACCGUACAAUCAGACUAUCAUGCCCAAUUUGAUGAGCCAUCAGAAGCAGGAAGACGCCGGCUUAGCAGUUCAUCAUUUUGCACCCCUUGUUAAGAUGAAGUGCAGUCUAGAUUUGCGAUUUUUCCUUUGCACCAUGUAUGCACCUGUUUGUACAAUUCUGGAAGAGGCAUUGCCACCUUGCAGAUCACUCUGCGAGAGUGCUCGUGCUGGCUGUGAAUCUCUUAUGAGCAGUUUCGGAUUUCCUUGGCCACAGAGUUUAGAGUGCUCAAAGUUUCCAAGAUUUGGUGAGAAACUUUGUGUGGGGAACAAUGAUACUGCUCCUUCUGAAACUCCUGCUCUGGCCGAACCACCACCACGAAUGCCUAUUGCUGAAUUUCAAACACCAUGGAACGGAGGUCCCAAGCCAUAUGGAGGAGGAUAUAUGCCUGAUGCACGCGACUAUGGAUUUGUCUGUCCUAUACAGUUCCAGGUUCCGCAUAACCUUAGCUAUUCCCUUAAAGUUGGGGAUAAAGUAGAACCCGAUUGUGGUGCUCCGUGUGAUGGCAUGUUCUUCACAGAAAGAGAACGCAGAUUCUCAAGAAUUUGGGUUGGUACUUGGGCUUCAGUGUGUGCAGCUUCUUGUUUCUUUACAGUUCUUACCUUUCUCAUUGACACAGACAGAUUUAGAUAUCCAGAGAGGCCAAUAAUUUUCUUAUCAGUGUGCUAUUUAAUGGUGGCACUGGUUUAUGUGAUUGGGUGGGCUGCAGGAAACUCGAUAUCAUGCAGAGAUCCAUUUUUACCACAUAUGGAAAUGAGAAUCCAGACGGCAUCAAUCAUUACACAAGGCACCAAGCAUGAAUUGUGCACCGUACUCUUUAUGGUCUUAUAUUUCUUUGGCAUGGCUUCCAGUAUAUGGUGGGUCGUACUCACCCUUACAUGGUUCCUUGCUGCUGGACUAAAAUGGGGUCACGAGGCAAUAGAGGCAAAUUCUCAGUAUUUUCACUUAGCCGCGUGGGCAGCACCGGCCAUCAAAACCAUGACUAUUCUGGCAAUGGGAAAGGUGGAAGGCGAUAUUCUCUCAGGAGUCUGCUACGUUGGUCUCUGGAAUGUGGAAGCACUUCGUGGUUUCGUACUGGCGCCUCUCUGCGUCUAUCUCGUACUAGGUACAGCGUUCCUCCUAGCUGGCUUUGUUUCCCUGUUUCGCAUCCGGACCGUGAUGAAGCACGACGGUACGAAGACGGAUAAGCUUGAAAAGUUAAUGAUUCGCAUUGGCAUCUUCUCCGUGCUGUACACAGUACCCGCCCUGAUUGUGAUCGCCUGUCUCUUUUACGAGCAGGCAUACUUCGAUCACUGGAUGCUCACCUGGAACAUGGAAAUGUGCUCCCGACCUGGACCCCAAUCUCUUUAUUCGAUACCCUGUCCCAUAGGCGAGCGUACGCGCGAUCUCGGUCGGCGUCCUGAGUUUGAGGUCUUCAUGAUCAAGUAUUUGAUGGCCAUGAUCGUUGGCAUCACCAGCAGCUUCUGGGUUUGGUCUAGCAAGACGUUAACCAGUUGGCGGCAAUUUUUCAAUCACGUACAGGGUCGUCGUGUACAGGCGUACGUGUAAUAAGCGAUUUCGUAAAGAAUUUGCUAGACGGCGCGCGCUCUGAUAUCCUUACAUGUGGCAACACGCUGAGAUCCUACAUUCGAGUCUUCUCGUCCAUUUAUCAAUUCCAAAGGAUGAUAUACGGGAUACAGCAUUUUCUUCGUAAUAGCAACUGAAACGGCAACACGGAUAAUAAAUUAUUUUGAGGAAACGAACAGAAAACAAAGAAUAUGAUAACGAUGUUACAUUAAUCGUUCAACACUGCCAAAGGAGAAUAAAAAAAUGAAACGUCGUGACAAUGGAUCGGCACUGCCAAGAAAGAGAAAGGUCCAAGCAUUUCUUCUAUAACCUCGAUUACACGUACCAAGCACGCAAUUGUGGUAUGGCCUGUCUUCUCAUUGAUCUAUAGUGGAGGAGAAACUCUGUUCGGAAGUAUAGCCCAUCAUUGGCAAAUUUAUAUCUGCUUCAUUUUCUCCGAAACUAUUUUAUCUAGCAAGCGAGUAACAUAUUUUAUUCUCUUUUUUUUUUAUUUAUUUAUUAUAACCUCAACGAUCAAAAGAAACGCGUUACACGUGACUGGUGAUGCUAUGUGCCCGCAUUUUCUUACAAAUUAACAUUAGAGAUUGAAAGAAUUCGCUUUAUUCGCUUUGACAAUUCUUAAUUUAUGCAUAUAUGUCCACACCAUUUAUUCACACAUAUACGUUUUGACGUUUAAUACUCACAGUUUAUAGCCAUUCCAUCAUAGACACGCAUCUAACUUGAGAACUUUUUGAUACAUAUCUCUUCUUAGACUUUUUUUUAUAUUACUUUUUCGUCGACUUUUGACGUUCAGAAUCGUUCAUAUUUCUAAGAAUCUCCUUUUUAAUUAACAGAAAAAAUGUCUAGACACGAAUCUCUGCUACGAUAACCUAGACUAAAUUGUAUAUAAAUAUAGCUUUAGUUUAAUAAUGUAUUAUAAUAUAUUUUUAAAUACUCGUGUAAAUACGUGUACGUCAGAGCCUGAUGUAAUCUCUUGGAAGCCUGUGGCCGAUCGAUCAAACCAGUGAUUGAUCCACGGAGUGCGAAUUCAACACAACCCCAGCUCUUAAAUGGCGAUUAGACUAUGCAAUAAGCGACUGUCGUUGCAGUUGUAUCAGCGUGCGCAAUACGAACUGAUUUUUUUCCUAUCGAGAAUAUCGGUGCGAGUACGUGAAAGAUAUUUGUUAUAUGUUGGGCGACGGACCGUCGUAACUAUCUUAUAUAAAAUAAAGACCAGUAAUAAGACUUUAGAUGAUAAUUACCAAUAAUACCAUUAACCGCCUAUCACUUUUUUCCAAAAGUUCAAGCGGGCUUUAAAUUUUAAGUAAAAUCGGUGCAGCUGAACCCAAGUGUGUUUAGUAGUCUCUUUCUCUCUCUCUCUCUCUCUCUCUCUCUCUCUCUUUCUCUGUGAAUGUGUAUGUCUCGCGUAAACGGGAUAAUCAUUGAACUAAACCACUCUAAAGCGCAUUGGAAAAAAAACGAAAGAGACAGAGAGAGAGGGAGGAAGCAAGGAUGCACUAUAUUCAAUAAUUAAAACUUUUGUAUUAGAUGUAAGUAUAAUCGUUCUUAAGACUACCGAUAAAUUCGUCCAUUUGAAAACUGUCGAGCUUUUGUGUGUCGUGUACGUCUUGUAGAGCGCUUGCUACAGGCGCAUUCGACGAUUCGCUGUCCCAUGCUGAGAAACUCUUGAUGUGCCACUAUGAAGUGCAUACAGUUACGUAGAGAUAUGACAAUACGUUUUCAGCGGUAACAGCGAAUUUCAGAGUGCAGUCUAAAGAUACUCUCUAUAAAUAUUGUCUUUGCACAAGUAAAAUGUAUCUCAAUGGGCUCACCUUCCUAUAAUUUUCAAUAUAAAAGAGUCCUCCAGACCUCACAUUGUACUUGUGAAUCGAUAUAUGUGAAGAAAGAAAAUAAUAAACUGUGCGUGUUUUCUGUUGUCGCACACGCGAAAUGCCGUUCGUGCUACUACGUAACAUUGUGUCAAAUUAUUAUAGGCAUUAUAUUCUUUAUAUAAUAAACGAAAUAUUCAUACGCGA
Molecule: messenger RNA, 4842 nt
Organism: Cephus cinctus (wheat stem sawfly)
Lineage: Eukaryota; Metazoa; Arthropoda; Insecta; Hymenoptera; Cephidae
Gene: fz
Product: frizzled-2
Exons: 3
Coding region: 1073-2809 (578 amino acids)
Biological process (GO): non-canonical Wnt signaling pathway; canonical Wnt signaling pathway
Cellular component (GO): plasma membrane
Molecular function (GO): Wnt-protein binding; Wnt receptor activity
Source: RefSeq, a predicted model, not a curated record